AAUUAAGAUCCCUGAGCUACCUAUUUAUGUCACAACCUUGAAGGAGGCAGUAUCAGCACAAGCACAAUUUCUACAAGUAGUGGACAAGCAAAACAAGUUACUGAAAAUGCAGAGCAAGGCAAGCGAACUGAAAAAUUUCUAUGAAAAUAAUGGUUACCUUACAGGACAUCACAUCCUAGACAAAAAUGAGCUUGCACUGGCCACUCAGAAUUUUUCAGCUUUAGAAGAUAAAUUUGGUAAAGUAUACACCCAAUACAGCCUUCACAAUGUGCAUUUACAGUACAAGUGGGUGAUGGAUUUAGCUGCCAAUCCUUUGGUCCUCCAAGCCAUUAUUGCAGUUUUGGGGCCCAAUGUCAUUCUGCUUGAUUCUCGGUUUAUCUGUAAGUAUCCAGCCUCCGAUGUCCCUCACAAAAACGAUGUGGUCCCCUAUGUUGCCUGGCAUCAGGACAUCAGAUAUUGGGGCUUUGACGGAGGAUCUGUAGCCUCCGUGUGGUUGGCUUUGGAUGACGUUGAUGAAGAAAAUGGGGUUCUGCAGGUUAUUCCAGGAAGCCACAAACUAGGCCUACAGGAACAUGGAACAAGUACCAUUCCUGGAAACAUGUUGACAUCAAAUCAGGAGAUUCCCGAGCAUUUGGUUGAAGCUGAGAAGGCUGUUUUAUGUCCUCUAAAAGCAGGGCAAAUGUCUAUCCAUGAUGGUUUGACAGUCCAUUUCAGUGAACCCAACAUGUCAAACAGGCGUAGAUGUGGCUUUGUGAUCCGUUAUGUCCCCACUACUGCUUAUCCUAUUGAAGAUGCGGACAGACCCCGUUCUUUCCCUGCGACAGUGCUAGUAGCUGGAACUGACAGGUUCAACCACUUUCGAAACAAUGCGCCAGAUAACUUCGCUAAAAUAUUCUGAGAAAAUUAUAGCAACCUCGAGUGAUUGUUAUAGAAAUCUUGUAACUGAAGACAUAAACAGUUGUAAUAU
Messenger RNA from Carcharodon carcharias (great white shark), 967 nucleotides. RefSeq lists its product as uncharacterized. The coding region runs from base 107 to 898 and encodes 263 amino acids. The transcript has 6 exons. Lineage: Eukaryota; Metazoa; Chordata; Chondrichthyes; Lamniformes; Lamnidae. The record is from RefSeq and is a predicted model, not a curated record.